AUGUUAGCACUUUCAUCAUCAAUCUGGGCAAAAACAAUUUCAGAUGCACUUGGAACUGAAGAAAUUGAUUACCCUCGCUACGCGUUCAAUUACGCUAUCACUGAUCCCCUAACUAAAGACAACAAAGCGCAGUGGGAGGAGAGAGACGGCGAUAAAGUAAAUGGAGCAUAUUCUUUAUUGGAACCCGAUGGAAACCUACGUGUAGUGGAAUACACCGCAGAUGAUAUUAGCGGAUUCAGUGCCAUAGUAAACACUAUCGCUGCAGCCCUGAAAAGUCCUCAGCCGCUUUUAAAAUCUUUAAUUGUUCCAUUACCCGAAAUACCUUUGUUGAAGCUGAACCCCCUUACUUACGGAUUCGGUGCAGCAAAUUUGGCUGUAAGUAUUCCAAACGUUAAAGUAUCUGGAAGCAGUCUACCUUGGGAUCCGAAAACUGGUUCAUUUGGAGGAUGGAUACCAAUUAAUAGACCAAGUCAAACAAUCGCAAAGGCUACAAUUCUAAGGAAGAAAUAUGUCAACGGACGUUUGCAUAAAGUGGUAUAUGGUCCAAUUCCUUUACCUAAAAAAUCUGUGAUCUUAAUAAAAAAGAAGAAAGUUAAUUAUGAU
Molecule: messenger RNA, 603 nt
Organism: Brenthis ino (lesser marbled fritillary)
Lineage: Eukaryota; Metazoa; Arthropoda; Insecta; Lepidoptera; Nymphalidae
Source: the annotation of a GenBank genome assembly